AUGCAAACUGCAGCCUUCUUGCCCACGUGCACAGGCAUGCACAGCACUCAGCGGAUGUUCGGCUGCGAGAUCAGGGAAGACGGCCAUACCAGCAGCCUCUGGCAGUUUGGCUUUGAUGAGCGCUGCUAUGCUGAGUAUGACAAGGCCUACCUGGAAGGCCUCUGCCUCAUUUCCCUGUGCAGGUACCUGGAGCUGGGAGGCCAGAGCCUCACCCGGAAAGAGCCGCCCACAGUGCAAGUGACAGGACACACAGCCCAGGAUGGGGGCAUCACACUGAAAUGCUGGGCCCGGGGCUUCUACCCACGGGACAUCUCACUGAGCUGGUGGCUGGGUGAGGAGGAGCUGGUUCUAGAGACUGAGUAUGUGGCGACAGGCCCCAGUGGAGAUGGCACCUACCAGACGUGGGUGGCGGUGCGGGCGCCAGCCAGGAUGGAGGACCGGUACACUUGCCAUGUACAGCACUCUAGCCUGAACCAUAUUCUCACUGUGGCCUGGGCAACUACGCGCCACCGCAAGCCCCACCCCACUACGUUUCUGCAGCCCACGCCCCCUCCCCCGAGCGCGGCCUCUGAGACGUUCUUACUACCACAGAGGUCUCCGGCUAGAAGGGCCGGAAGUGCACCAGAGCUCGAGCUUGGCUGCCGCACCCCCCCUCUUUUGGGUCGGUUCCUGGGACGGCUGAGUCUGGACCGAGGGCUUUCGCGCCUUGAGCUGGAAAAAGCCUGA
This is a messenger RNA of Odobenus rosmarus divergens (Pacific walrus), 726 nucleotides long. RefSeq names its product h-2 class I histocompatibility antigen, Q7 alpha chain-like. The transcript is spliced from 5 exons. The record is from RefSeq and is a predicted model, not a curated record. NCBI's taxonomy places the organism in Eukaryota, Metazoa, Chordata, Mammalia, Carnivora, Odobenidae. The coding region runs from base 1 to 726 and encodes 241 amino acids.